GUUACAGACAAUAAAGAAGAUAAAAAUGAAGCAACUGACGAAAUUGAUAUUUAUGAUUCUUGUUUGUGGCGGUUACUCUAUGCCUUCUAGUCACUCAUCAGUGCAAACAAUAAGCACCAGUGAUUCAGAGACAAUUAAAAAUUUAAAUAAUAUUAAUAAAGGAGAAAAAGCUGCCCAAAUAAAUAUUUGUAAUCUUGAACAGAGACAGGUACCUAUUUUUUGUACUUGUGACGCUGACAAAAUCGGUAAUGCCACAGAAGCUAACUGUGUUAUACUGGACGUCUUGAAACCCGAUGACAUAAUAUGGAAUUAUUUUAUGUCACAACCAUUACUUGAAAAACUGUCAUUUAAAGUCAGAAUUGGUGGUAACAUGUCGCAUGUCCCAACCAAAGCCAUUAGAUCGCUGACUCAGUUAAAGCAGAUUAAUUUCAGACAUGCUAACUUUGAAGAAAUAACCGAGGGUGCAUUUGCUAAUGAGCCUAGUGUUAUUGUUGUUGAUAUUGCUGAGUGUGGUAUCAAGCAAUUGAAAUCACACGCAUUUGUAAACAUGACUAAUAUCGAUUUUAUCAACCUCGAUGACAAUCAAAUUCUCGAGAUUAAUAGGGAGGUCUUUGUCAAUCUUCCGGUGUUAAAGAAGCUCUUUAUAAACCGUAACAAUAUUACAUCUCUUCAUGAUCGGGCAUUCAAGCAUUUAACAUCACUUCUAGAACUCGAACUGAGUUACAAUAACAUAGAAGUGAUAACAACUGAACAUUUUAUUGGAUUAAAGUCACUCGUGAGCCUGAGUUUGCGUUCGAAUAAAAUAGCUAUGCUUGGAGAGCAUACAUUUAUUGAAAUGCAAGAAUUACAAAAACUGGAAAUAGAUAAUAAUCUUAUCGAGUACAUUCAUCCUAAAGCAUUUGAAAACAUGCGUAAUUUGCGCACAUUAAAUUUGAGUUCUAAUAAACUUAAAUAUUUGGCAGCGGAUAUUUUUACCGGCGCACUAUCGAUUAAUAAUCUUGAUUUGCAGAACAAUACACUCGUAAGAGUUACAUUUGACAAUAUAAAACCGAUUAUAACAAACUUUUAUGGAGUUUCCAGUUACUUGUCCCUCGACGAUAAUCAAUUGACGUGUGACUGCAAUUUGGCUUGGAUUAAAGGCUUGAGAAAUGAAACGAUUAAUCAAAAACUUAAAGAUUCGCUUGAUUUGUUGACGUGUUUCGAAGAGCAGAAUGGAACCCUUCAAGCUAGCCAGACGAUGGAAAAUGAUAAAGCCCAUGUAACGUCGGGAAAAUCUAAGACUGGGGAAAUUUCUGACAUCAAUAAGUCGAAGGGAAAGCAUCGUGUAUAUGAUGCUAACAACUACAUGAAAGAUAAUGCUAAUAAUGAUAAUGAGCAUUCGAGCUACUUGGAUUCAACGUCUAAAUUUAACCGGGAAAAGUUAGUGAAUGGAAAAGUGGGCUACAUGAAGAAUCUCUUUGAUGUGAAAGUAGAGGAACCGUGUCCUGAACAAUCGAGGGAUGAUCCAAUGACAUCUGAGCAACCCUCGAACCACCGGGAAAAUGCAGCUGUCGCCUCCUCAGCUUCUACUACUUACGUACCAAACAUAGCUACGAUAGGUCAAUAUCUUUACUUUCUUUCGUUACUCAUCAUCGUAGUUGUCUAA
Messenger RNA from Cotesia congregata, 1645 nucleotides. NCBI's taxonomy places the organism in Eukaryota, Metazoa, Arthropoda, Insecta, Hymenoptera, Braconidae. The record is from the annotation of a GenBank genome assembly.